Messenger RNA from Siniperca chuatsi (mandarin fish), 2058 nucleotides. RefSeq names its product lymphatic vessel endothelial hyaluronic receptor 1b (gene lyve1b). Gene Ontology annotation, biological process: cell adhesion. The record is from RefSeq and is a predicted model, not a curated record. Lineage: Eukaryota; Metazoa; Chordata; Actinopteri; Centrarchiformes; Sinipercidae. Gene Ontology annotation, cellular component: plasma membrane. Gene Ontology annotation, molecular function: transmembrane signaling receptor activity; hyaluronic acid binding. The transcript has 8 exons. Bases 772 to 1716 code for a protein of 314 amino acids.
AAAACAGCAACGAUGGCUACAGGGAGAAAGGACUGAUGUAUGGUCAUGUCAGUAUUUUCAGAUAUAUAUUAAUGUGAGUACCGUAGCUGUUGAGCUCGCAGCUAGCUACAUGGCUAGUUAGCCACAAGUACAUCAGCGUGUGUCUCAUAAUAGGGCUAACGGUAGACUGCUAUAUGAGAUGACACCCUCAAUAACAGUCACGCUUUGAGUCUAAACGCUAUAAUGAGCGGAUUUACAGUAGUUCUGAACUUUAAUUUACCUUCAACAUGACACAUCGGUAAUAUAUUGGGAUCCCACAUCCACUCCGUUCUUAAAGAAGAGCUACCGUCUUUUCAUAAGCGGACCAGUCCUCCACUGGUCCGGACGGACCUGGUCAAUCAACUUGCUCUGCAUAAACUUGUACUGGUUAUGUCGGACCCUGGCCCACUUCUAAAUCUACUCUGCAUCUUCUUUAUAACGUUAGAGGGAACUGUAAAGUAAGCUCUCCUUGCAGAUGAUUGAUCUGAAGGAAGGAGCCACUGGAGCUGACGACGCUGACCGGUCUUACCACCCGUACAGGCUUCCUGGACGGCCUGGAGAGACCUUUGACCUCUUCUGUUGUUCCAUUCCUGAACCUGCUGCCUCUGUUAACGUUACUGCUACUCAUGGAGAAAGACUUGUACAGGCUGUCGUCUAACGAGGACCUCCCAGCCAUCUGCAGCCUUUUUGCUGGCCUCCAACUCCAAUCAGAUUAAAGCAGUCCCUCAAAGUCACAGAGCUGCUGGAGUCUUCAUGCUUAUUGAAGGAGGAAAAUACACCUUCAACUUCACUGCUGCCAGAGCUGCCUGCCUAUUUCUGAACGUCACCAUAGCGACAAAAGCCCAGAUGGAGCGAGCAGUACAGCAUGGACUGGAGAUGUGCAAAUUUGGCUGGACAGCUGAACAGAUCGCAGUCAUCCCACGACUUACAGCUGACAAAAAAUGUGGACAGGGCAAAACUGGGGUGGUGACGUGGCUCGCAAGUGCAGAUAAAAAGUUUGGUGUAUUCUGCUUCAAUGCAUCAGAUUUAGAGGAAACUCCCAACACAUCACCAGCCAGUCCACAAAGCUCCACGUUCCCCACCACACUGACAGCACUGACGCAAACCUCAACAUCUGCCACACUUGUGCUCAGAUCAACAACCAAGCCUCCACCUUCAAGGGCGGCAAUAACAACAACAAAAGCCCCUGAGCAGACAGCUUUUACUCUCCCAGUCAAGACAACACAUUCAUCUAGGAUUUCCUCCACCUCCACCACUCUUAAGCCUUUCUCCACCCAUAUUCCUACGUCUCUUUCUCACCAUAUCACCUCAAAACCCACUGGGGUCAGUUUUGCCUUUUCUACUUCUGCUCAUCCCUCCGAUUUCUCUGUUUCCUCUGAGUCAGUGAUGCCACACUUGGUGAGUCCUGCAAAACCUUCUCUAGGAGAUGCACCUACAGCACUCAUCAUUCUUGGCAUCAUCCUUCUCCUCCUAACAGCAGCAGGCCUUGUGUGGUACUACAAACUGAAUAUUUUCACCUUUUGGUCUCAGGGGCAGCAGAAGGACGACAUAGAGACAGAGAUGUGGAAGCACACCGACAGUGAGAUGGACCUGCACAGUCAGCAUGAAGGAGAAGAAGAAGAAGAAUCAGACAGGAAGUACUCCAGUGAUAUCACGCUGUGUGUGAAUCCAGACAUCAAAACAAACUUUUCAGAGUAGCUUUAUGAUAUUUCUGUGUGGAUUUUACCAAGUGGACUGAAUGAAUUGCAGCCACAGUGUUGCCUGUUAAAUGUCAGUAACGGCUUUAGAUACAUGUCUAUUUCAGACUAGAGGAUGAUUUACUUUAUAAAUGCUUUGGUUUAUUGUACUUUUCAAAGUGAUUGUACACAUGUACACACAUUUCAUGGCAUUUUUCUUCAAACUUACUGUUACUGAGAUUGGAAAGCAGCACUUAAUUGAUAAACUUAAUAAUCUUUAGAAAGCACCUUAUAAAGUGUUUAACAAAUUACAAACCAUUUCAUUAAUUGGUCUUUAAAUGUUGAAUAAAUUAAAUUGAAUUGA